AUGCAGCCGGCCACUAUGGAAGAGUACUAUUCCGACCAGAUCAAGACUGGCAUUUUUGAGCGUUUUAUCACGUGCGGUAACAGUAACUCCAAGCAGCUUUACAUCAUCAACAUGUCGACUUACAAGGCUUCUUCCUCUCUGGGUAGCGAUGCGUGGCUUGGCGCUAGCCAAUACGAACCGGGAAGUGAAUGGCAUACGCGCGCGAUCAACUUCUUCAAAGCUGUCAACUGGGAUGCGCUCGCUACCAUCGCUGCUCAGCGCAGGGGCGGAAUUUCCUGCACUGUUGCUGAGAAGUUCUCGGUAGGGCAUUUUAACAUGGCCCGACGACUUGACUUUGUCGAUGGUGUUAGUUGGAUAGCGAGGGUUCGAUUCCCAAGUAGCGCCGCUGCUGCUGCUCGUGAGGCCUUGUCAGAGGCCAAAACAAUGGAAAUUGAGGUUGCAACCAUGAAGUUUUUCAGAUCGAAAUCUUGGAUUCCAGUCCCAGAAGUUCAUGCGUAUAGAUUUUCCGCGCACAAUGAAGUCGGUGCUCCUUUUAUUCUGAUGGACUAUAUCCAUGGCAAUGUCGCGUCAGAACUACGUGAACAGCGCGACUGCGACGAUGGUCUCUUUGGCAACCCUGAGCAAGACCGCAAGUUUAGGGAGCAAAUGGCGCGCAUUCAAGCCACCGUCUCUUCGUUCCAGUUCCCAAAGAUUGGUAGCAUCUACUACAACGAGGAUAUAGACGAUUUCUAUAUUGGGCCGGAGUUACAGACUGGCCGUGGGCCCUGGACAUCCUCGGCAGAAUACUACGAUGAUCUAGCCCUUCAUUUGCUGAAAUCGACGUCUGAAGACUCCCUACGGCAACGCCGAUCCUUUAUGGUACCGUCUAUUCUGAGCUUCAUGCUCCGUGUUUACGGUGAAGAGAAAGACGGGCCAUUUCGAUUGGCAAAUCGGGAUUUUGGCACGCACAAAAUUAUCGUCGAUGAUCAUUUUGACAUUGUUGGUGUUAUCGACUUUGAUGGCGUCAUGGCUGCACCGCUCGAAGUUGUUGCUCAGUACCCUGCUGACUGUUCUCUUGACCUCCAGGCGCCCGGAGGGGUGGAAACACUCCCCCUUGCAUUAGAACGAUUUGCAGAAAACUUGCCUAAGCUGGAGGCUUACAAGGAAAUAUUGGCCAAAUGUGAAGGAGGUGCGGGCGGUAAUGUCAAGGUUGCAGAUCGCUUGGGUUGCACAGCCGCGCGUGCCUACGAAGGCAUGGUAGACUAUCAGUCUCAGCAAGACUUUGUGAAUGAUAAAUGGAUGAAAUCGUGCUUGCAGAUGCUGCAUGACCAGGUAAAGAAAUAG
Messenger RNA from Akanthomyces muscarius, 1323 nucleotides. RefSeq lists its product as uncharacterized. The record is from RefSeq and is a predicted model, not a curated record. The coding region runs from base 1 to 1323 and encodes 440 amino acids. The transcript is spliced from 4 exons. Lineage: Eukaryota; Fungi; Ascomycota; Sordariomycetes; Hypocreales; Cordycipitaceae.